GCAGGAAUCGCUUUUUUGGGAGUCCCUUGUUGUAUGACUUUUUAAAAUGAGAGAGAGCCAAGAAGUGGUAUUACACCGAAGUUCCAGGCUUGUCAUUUAGAGCCACUUUAAUUUUUGUUUGAAACCAUUUUGCGUGUUGUUUAAUAUAAAUACAUUUUAAAUAUUCCGCUCUAACUUUCGAAACGGUUCCGUUAAUUCCGUCAGAGGCGAAUUUCCAUUGAAAUCAAGUGGCUUUACUCUCGUUUAUCGGUUUUCCUUCCGUUCCUUCCUAUUGCUCGCUCGUUUUCCUUGAGUCGGUCUGUGAUAAAGUACGAAGUUUUCAAUUACGAAGCAGAAAGGAUACUCAGCCUAGCCGAAGAAUUGAAGCUGAAUUGUUGCGAGUUUUUGUUAUUACCUAGUUGAACCAGUAUUAGAUAACGCUAACCACUAACCAGCCCAUUAACAAACGUAAAACGCUACAUAUUCGUGAAUUAGACGUAGUGCAAAAAGAGUUUCAAUGCAACACUAAAGAGAAAUUACAUAACUGUUUUGUAACCUGUCCGAGUAAGAAAGUCGAGCCCAUCGAAGCAAAUCGCACGAAAUCUAAAGGCGCCCGAGCUUUUAGAUCGCAAAGAGAAUAAACGAAAUGGUAUACUAUUGUUAACUAAAUAAUUAUUAAUAACGCAUAUUCGUAUAUAACUGUUUCCGUAUAAAUGAGUGCAUUGAUAGUACCUAAAUGUAUCUGUUAUACACCUGCAAAAGGCGAGCCCACGAUAUGCCACACUUAGCUAUAUACCCGAGUACAUGUGUAGCCUGUUAAUGUUGUUAUUCACUGUAGUUGGAUGAAACCUAUAAGAAUAUUUAUUAACGAGCCAUCUGCAAAGUUGUUGACGUAGCCAAAUUAGUGCAAAUCCGAGGAAGGAUCGUUCUCUGCAGCUGAAAAUGUCCUCCUGAACACUGGAAACUAACCUCCUAGUUGUGCCUAUAGUGUCCUGUACAUACAUAUAUAAUAUCGAAACAGAUAAAGCUAAUAAACAGCAAAUAACGUAAGCGUUCGUAGCUGAACAGCAGAAAGAACUGAGUUCAGAGCUGCAAACUGUAGAAUUAACGAGCAUUAGUUGCCCCCAAUGUGCGUGUGUGUUUAUAACGAUAAUAACCAUUUGAACCGUAGAUAGUUCCUCUAGUGAGCACUCCAUCUGCAUCUGACAUCCGCUUCAGAAAGCCACCCCCAACUGACCGACCCAAGUAGCCGUCAUCCCCCAACCGGCCACUUGAACUCUUGUAGCUUGGACGCUUGAUAAUAGCCGAAACUAUCUAGAAUCUGUUGCCAUUACUUAACUUUAGAGAGAAAGCGAUCAGUGUCUAAUUAUGCCCGUUAAAUAUUUUCAGAGGAGAGUUAGCGGACCGGGUGCCUACGGGACCUCCUCCUGCAACAAUUCGCUCGGGGAAAAUUCGAGCGGUGGCGGUGGCGGUGAUCCUCAGCAACAGCAGCGACUAAGUCACCAAUUACUUCGACAGUCUCUGAUUAACCUCACGAGCGGUAACACAGUCCAAAGCGGUAGCGGCGGUUCAAGCGGUGGCGCUGGCGGAAGCGGUAGUGGCGCCAAUUACAACCUCCUGAAAUCGGCAUCGUGCAGUUGUGAAUCCUUCAAGCAAAUCAAGACAAAUAAAGUUUGUUUACGGAAUGAGACCGACAACGACAGGAAUAACUCGUCGAGUAGCGAUAAUAAUAUAAACGUUCCCGCGUCGUCCGACGUAUGUAGCGUUUGUAACGAUGACGUCAUAUCGUCGACCGGUACGCCGACGGGAAGUACGGGAACGACGGCAACCGCCGCUCAUCACGCUCGGUACGGGAAGUCCUUAUCCGCGCAUUACAGUGGUGCGAACCAGCAGUUAUACAGCAAGGCCAACAGCGCGAUUUUGGAUUACGCGGGAAUCCUAAACGGAGCGGGUAACGGCGGCAGUAGUAGUUGUGGCGGUAGUGGAACCGUUAGUGCCGGUGCCGGUGAUAGUUCAAGUAACAAUUUCCAGAAUUUGAACUACACUGACGCUCAUAUCUACUGCAAUUCGCAGUACAAGAACAUUGUCGCGCACAACCUCAGCAGCUCCGACCCAAUAACGCGCUACAGCCACUUGGACGAGGCAGACCCCAAUAGUUUGCUCCUCAAGAGCCACUACAGUGACUGCAAUAUCUACUCGAAACCGAGCCUCUACAGUAGUGGCGGAAAGUCCCAGCACGUGGUGCAAAAGACAAACAAUAUCUUCAAGAACAUCGCCAAGAGCCCCUCGUUCCUCAACGCCAACAAAAUCAAAGAACAUUCGCGGAAGUUACGCAAUUUCUCUCUGAAGGCGCGGAGUGGCGCGGACAAGAAGUACCCUAAAAGCCAGAUAAUCGUCAAAUCCAACACGGUCUCCGAUAACUCCCUGCAGCCCAGUGAUAAGUACUUGAGUCUCUAUUUGGACGAGAAGAGCGCCCACUCCAAGUCCUUGCUCGCGAACGGUAACGUGAAAACAUAUCCCGCCUGUCGGCCCCGUGUUAAGAGUGACUCGAAGGAUGCACGCGGUAGUAGUAGGAGCAAGUACAGUAAAAUCAACAAUAGUUGUAACAUAGGUCUCCUGAGCGAUUCGAUUCAGGGUCAGGUGAAUCAGUCGACCGGGAGCGGACCCCUGAGUGGUCUCAAGAACAGUCUUACCGAUAUCCAUCGACGCAAGACCGAGUUCAAUCGCCAGCUCAGUGCACCGAUUGACUCGACGGCGUCGCCGCGGCAACGCACCAACAGCAACAGCCCGACGAAGACUCCGCACCAUCAGCAUUGCUCGUCGGCCAAGCAAUCCGCUUCGUCGUCCUGCUGCUUCUCUUACAACAACAGUUUGAACCGACCGAACAAGAAACAGAAGAGCCUCAGGCUGAAUGGAAGGUUAUUGGGUACAGCAAGUUCAGAAUCAGUUAGAUGUUCAUAUUGUUCUAACUUCAACGAGAGUGAUCUUCGGGUGUCCGUGGAAAAUACAUGCACUGAUUCACUAGUGACAGCCAUUGACGAUGAAGCCUUACUAAUAUGCGAUCCAGGAAACGAAAUGGCAAGAACAAAGGUGCAUUUCGAUGACGUAUCACUCUACGGGACUCCAAAAGAGGAGCCAAUGCCUUCCAUACCGGUCGUAACCGAGAAAAUUUCUGCCAAUUUUCUAAAGAAUCAAUUGCAAUCAUGGUUCCAACCGACCGACAAUCGGCUGGCCAUGAAAUUAUUUGGCAGCCGAAAGGCCCUAGUUAAAGAACGUAUUAGACAGAAAACAUCUGGUCAUUGGGUUAUUCAUCCAUGUAGCUCAUUUAGAUUUUAUUGGGAUCUUUGCAUGCUUCUUCUUCUAGUAGCGAACCUCAUUAUCCUGCCAGUAGCGAUUUCGUUCUUCAACGAUGAUUUAAGCACAAGAUGGAUUGCCUUCAACUGCCUCAGUGAUACUAUUUUCUUAAUAGACAUUGUAGUCAAUUUUAGAACAGGUAUAAUGCAACAGGACAACGCAGAACAAGUGAUAUUGGAUCCAAAAUUAAUAGCCAAACAUUAUCUGAAAACCUGGUUUUUUCUUGACUUGAUAUCAUCCAUACCAUUGGAUUACAUAUUCUUGAUUUUCAAUCAAGUAAGCGAUUUUUCGGAUUCCUUUCAAAUUCUCCAUGCUGGCCGAGCCUUGCGUAUAUUACGCUUAGCUAAGUUACUUUCGUUGGUUAGAUUACUUCGUCUCUCUAGGCUCGUGCGCUACGUCUCACAAUGGGAAGAAGUCUAUAUUCUGCAGAAUCUACAAAAAAAAAGUGCUGAUCGAAGAGGAAGAAUGCACAGAAAAGAUAAAGAAGGCUUAACCAAAAGCAACCUCAUAUUGAAGUUCCUGAAUAUGGCAUCAGUGUUCAUGAGAAUCUUCAAUUUGAUUUGCAUGAUGCUGUUGAUAGGUCAUUGGAGUGGUUGCUUGCAGUUUCUUGUACCAAUGUUACAAGGUUUUCCGUCAAAUUCAUGGGUGUCAAUUAAUGAGCUACAGGAAGCAUACUGGCUGGAACAGUACUCCUGGGCUCUGUUUAAAGCAAUGUCUCACAUGUUAUGUAUAGGAUAUGGAAGAUUCCCACCGCAAUCGUUAACUGAUAUGUGGCUAACGAUGUUAUCAAUGAUAUCGGGAGCAACGUGCUAUGCACUGUUCCUGGGUCAUGCAACCAAUUUAAUUCAAAGCUUGGAUUCUAGUCGAAGACAAUAUCGUGAAAAGGUGAAACAGGUCGAAGAGUACAUGGCCUAUAGGAAAUUACCACGUGAUAUGCGGCAAAGAAUAACGGAAUACUUCGAGCAUCGUUAUCAAGGUAAAUUCUUCGACGAGGAGCUGAUUCUCGGCGAGUUAAGUGAGAAAUUACGAGAAGACGUUAUCAAUUAUAACUGCAGGUCCCUAGUUGCGUCAGUGCCUUUUUUUGCUAACGCAGACUCCAACUUCGUUUCGGAUGUUGUUACUAAGCUUAAAUAUGAAGUGUUUCAGCCGGGUGAUAUUAUAAUCAAAGAGGGUACGAUUGGAACAAAAAUGUAUUUUAUUCAGGAAGGUGUUGUUGAUAUUGUUAUGGCAAAUGGAGAGGUUGCAACCUCAUUAUCAGAUGGUUCAUACUUCGGUGAAAUUUGCCUAUUGACAAACGCACGAAGGGUAGCAAGCGUCCGAGCUGAAACAUAUUGUAAUUUAUUUUCGCUAAGUGUUGAUCAUUUCAAUGCUGUCCUGGAUCAAUAUCCGCUUAUGCGUAAAACAAUGGAAACAGUAGCUGCCGAACGUCUUAACAAAAUUGGAAAGAAUCCCAAUAUUAUGGCACAAAAAGACGAGCAGUUAAGCAAUCCAGAGUCAAAUACCAUCACGGCGGUAGUGAACGCAUUAGCGGCGGAAGCUGAUGAUUGUAAAGACGAUGAUGAUGAUGUUAAGGAUAACUCAUUAGAAGGCUCACAAAACAGUAUUGUUGAUGCCAGCCAGACAAUUCGAAAAGGACUUCCGCGGCCUAAAAGCGGCGAAUUUCGAGCCCUAUUCGAAGGAAGCACACCAUGACUCAAGGAACAUUGAAUUUAUAUAAAAUAGUUAGAGAUGUAAAACUUCAUUUAUGGUGAACAACUUUCUUAACUGAAGAUGUUUUCAGCUCCGCUAACUGUGAUGACUAUAUAAAAUAUUUAAGAAUCGAAUUAAUAGAACAGAAUACAGAGAUAUAAAAAAAAUUAACACAAAAAAUACAAAAAAUCAUCUCAUCUACACUACUACUAUUAGCAAUACUAUGACGACGACGAUUCUUGCAGAUAUUUAAAUUUUCCUCAUCGACAUUAGAGAAACCUCAUAAAAAGCAUGUGGUGUUUUUAUAUACUUUUGUUGUUUCAGUUUUAAAGUUUAUUUAAAAUUAUAUUUGUUAAAAAAAAA
Molecule: messenger RNA, 5385 nt
Organism: Hermetia illucens (black soldier fly)
Lineage: Eukaryota; Metazoa; Arthropoda; Insecta; Diptera; Stratiomyidae
Gene: Ih
Product: probable serine/threonine-protein kinase DDB_G0272282
Exons: 15
Coding region: 1348-5025 (1225 amino acids)
Biological process (GO): potassium ion transport; transmembrane transport
Cellular component (GO): membrane
Molecular function (GO): voltage-gated potassium channel activity
Source: RefSeq, a predicted model, not a curated record